UUCAACAACAGCAAAAAAAUAGGCUACUGUCUCCGGGUUGGCUGACAUCCUAUCCAUCUGAAUUGUAAGCUUGGAAGCUAAAGCUUCCCGGUUCCACUCCUGACAUUCCUGGACGGAUUCGUGUCGACUGCCCAGAGUCCGCGAAUUCAAGUCCGUUCCGCUGUCUCCCUAACGUUAUCAUCAAUCUAUCGUUWMCGAAUAAAAAAGGACMAGCCAGAAGACUGCUCUGUCAAAACCAAGCCGGUGACCGACCAGGGAGAGACUGACCGCACCCAACUCCCAUCAACAUGUCACUGCACCAGUUUCUGCUUGAGCCCAUCACCUGUCACGCCUGGAACCGGGACAGAACCCAGAUUGCCAUCAGUCCCAACAACCACGAGGUCCACAUCUAUCAGAAGAGUGGUAACCAGUGGGUGAAGAGUCAUGAGCUGAAGGAGCACAAUGGACACAUCACAGGUAUCGACUGGGCUCCUAAGUCCGACCGCAUCGUGACGUGCGGGGCGGAUCGUAAUGCCUAUGUCUGGUCUCUGAAGGACGGGGUCUGGAAGCCCACGCUGGUCAUCCUGAGGAUCAACAGAGCUGCUACCUUCGUCAAGUGGUCUCCUCUGGAGAAUAAGUUUGCUGUGGGCAGCGGAGCCAGACUCAUAUCCGUCUGUUACUUCGAGUCUGAUAACGACUGGUGGGUGAGUAAGCACAUCAAGAAGCCGAUCCGUUCCACCGUCCUCAGUCUGGACUGGCAUCCUAACAACGUGCUGCUGGCGGCUGGAUCCUGUGACUUCAAAUGCAGGGUGUUCUCGGCCUACAUCAAGGAAGUAGAGGAGAAGCCGGGCCCCACCCCCUGGGGGUCCAAGAUGCCGUUUGGGGCGGUGCUGGCUGAGUUUGGGGGUGCCGGGGGAGGAGGAUGGGUCCACUCUGUAUCCUUCUCCUCGUCUGGUAACAGACUGGCCUGGGUCUCACACGACUCCACUGUUACUGUGGUGGACGGCACCAAGGGAUCCACUCCGUCUCAGUUGAAGACUGAGUUCCUCCCUCUGCUCAGUGUUCUCUUCAUCUCUGAGAACAGCGUGGGUGGCUGGCGGUAAGUCUGUCUGUCUCUCUGUCUCUCCGUCUGGUC
Salvelinus sp. IW2-2015 is the source of this 1114-nucleotide messenger RNA. Its product is annotated as actin-related protein 2/3 complex subunit 1A-like. Lineage: Eukaryota; Metazoa; Chordata; Actinopteri; Salmoniformes; Salmonidae. Gene Ontology annotation, biological process: Arp2/3 complex-mediated actin nucleation. Gene Ontology annotation, molecular function: actin filament binding. Gene Ontology annotation, cellular component: actin cytoskeleton; Arp2/3 protein complex. The record is from RefSeq and is a predicted model, not a curated record.